CCGGCACAGUUUCUCCGUAACUCACUGGCACUUCCGGUGGAGAUGUCCAUGGUGGAGAGAAAACUGUCAGGACAAAAACGUGAUAGUCAGUUUAGAGUGUUUUCCAAACACUGGUUCGUCUUAAUACUUUUCAGUGCUGUGGAUAUGGAGGGAAUGAAGCUGCAUUAGGUUUUCUUCACUCCACGUUAAGUUGUGUUUGCAGCACGGUCUUGUUUAUCCGUCAGUAGGUUGUAACCUUGGAGUGUAUGAGUGUGGUUUUUGUAACAAGGUGUCGUUAACAGAAACCUUACUUAAAAAAAAUAACAUGUUAGGGUUGUGUCGCAGGUUGGGCUCCUUUCCAGUGAAGAUCCUCACAGAAGCCACUCUUUUGUCACCUUCUCCAUGGUUUGUGUCUGCACGCAGCAAAGUCACAAGAUCAAUGAUCCCAAAAGAGCUUUUUGAAGAGAGAUCAAAAGAACAUGAGAAAUAUGGUGGGGAUCCAGACCAACCUCAUAAACUACACAUCGUGACACGAGUGAAAAGUGUGAUGCGGAGGCCGCACUGGGAGAAAAAGAUGGUGAAACACUUGGGGCUUGAAAAGGCACAUGUACCUGUGAUUCACAAAAACACACCUGCAGUCAACCACCAGCUGAAGUUUGUCAAACAUCUUGUAAGGAUCCAGCCGCUGAAGACACCCUAUGGACUCCCUGCUGAAGAGGACAUGGCGGACACCUACAUCAACAGCCAUGGAGAGCUGAUAGUCCGUCGUCUCCUCAAGCCUGUGGAACCGAAAGCUAUCGAAUCCUAGCCCCACUUUCAAUCAGAUAAGUUAACAUGAAAAUCUUGUGCUCCGUAGCUUCCUGUUCUUCCUUUUCAACACUGAGGAAGUGCUUCAAUUUAGUCUGAUGCCUGUUUUGAGUUAUCCGACUUUAGACAGCAGAAGAAUGAGAGGAAAUGCUGUCAUCAAACUCACAACUGUGUCAGCUGAAGUCACUGUGAAGGUGCAUUGGAACAAUUGUGACCUGUUAUCCAUGACAACUCAGUUAAUGUGAUGGUUUGUGUAUUAAACGUGAUGUGUAUAAAUUAAACACUUUUUUGAAAUGAAA
Notolabrus celidotus (New Zealand spotty) is the source of this 1085-nucleotide messenger RNA. RefSeq names its product mitochondrial ribosomal protein L30 (gene mrpl30). Gene Ontology annotation, cellular component: large ribosomal subunit; mitochondrion. Gene Ontology annotation, biological process: translation. The transcript has 5 exons. The record is from RefSeq and is a predicted model, not a curated record. Bases 305 to 787 code for a protein of 160 amino acids. Gene Ontology annotation, molecular function: structural constituent of ribosome. Lineage: Eukaryota; Metazoa; Chordata; Actinopteri; Labriformes; Labridae.